GAUUAUGGUCCUGCUGAGCCGGUCUGCGGGGAGCUGAGCCAGGGGAGGAAGAAUGCGGGUCUACUGGAUGGUCUUCUGCCUUAUUUGCUGCACCGUGGACGGGCAAGUGGUGUAUUCCAUCGCCGAGGAGACGGAGCGCGGAGCACCGGUGGGGAACAUAGCGAAGGAUUUAGGGCUAGAGGCAGCUACGCUGGCAGCUCGGAAAUUUCGCAUGCUCAGCGGUUCAAGUAAGCAAUAUUUUAAUAUCAAUGCCAGCACGGGGGCUUUGUCUGUUAACGACCCCAUUGACAGAGAGCAGCUUUGUGAGUUGAAGUCUGCCUGUCUUCUGAAUUAUGAACUUGUGUUAGAAAACCCUCUGGAGCUUUACAGGAUGGAAUUUAAAGUCUUGGACGUAAAUGAUAACUCCCCCACCUUCCCCUUAAGUGUAUAUCACAUAAAUAUGCCUGAGUUCCUCUCACCUGGGGCACGGUUCGCGCUCCCCAACGCCCAGGAUCUCGAUGAAGGUACCAACAGCGUCCAGAAUUACACUCUGAGCCCCGACGAACAUUUCCAUUUGGAAAUGCAGACACGUGGGGAUGGGAGUAAAUAUCCUGAAUUGGUGCUGAAAAAAGCCUUAGACAGGGAGCAGCAAGCCACUCACAGACUUGUCCUUACAGCCAAAGACGGUGGGGACCCUCCAAAGUCUGGUGAGGUCUCAGUCAUUGUGACUGUGCUGGAUACCAAUGAUAACGCCCCAGAAUUUGAGCACUCGGUCUACAGGGCGAGUGUCUUGGAAAACUCCCCCAGUGGCACUUUGGUGGUGCAGGUACAUGCCACGGACCUGGAUGAAGGUCCAAACGGAGAGAUCAGGUAUUUGUUUAGCAAUACUACUUCUGCUGAUCUACAGCGAAUGUUCUUAGUUCACCCCCGCACCGGGGAGGUGACAGUCAACGGCGUUUUAGCUGUUCAGAGACCUCUCCUGGAGCUGCUUAUUGAAGCGAGGGAUAAUGGAGCGUUUGGCAUGUCCAGCACAGCCAAGCUGCUGGUGGAAAUCACUGACGUGAACAAUCAUGGCCCAGAGAUAACAGUGACAUCCCUUUCCAGUCCCAUUCCUGAGGAUGCUGUUCCCGGCACAGUGAUAGCUCUGCUGAGUAUUUUGGAUAAGGACCCUGGGGAGAAUGGGAAAAUUACCUGCCAGAUCCCGGAUAACCUUCCCUUCCAGUUAAAGCCUUCCCUUGAAAAUUACUACAGCCUGGUCACUAGUGGGCUUCUGGACCGAGAGCUGAUCAGCGACUACAACAUCACCAUCACUGCCACAGACUUGGGCUCUCCACCCAUCACCACUCAGAAGACACUUUGGGUGCAGAUUUCUGACGUCAAUGACAAUCCUCCUGUCUUCAGCACUGACAGCUUCGAUGUGUUUGUGGAGGAGAACAAUCCACUCGGUGCUUUUCUUUACCAGGUCUCAGCGUCCGAUCCUGAUACCGGGGAGAACGGAAGGGUCUCUUACAUGCUCAGGAAUUCCACCGUUGCAGGCAGUCCCUUGGCCAACCUUUUGUCUGUGAGCGUGGCCAACGGGAGCGUCUAUGCAAAACGUGCCUUUGACUUUGAGCAGCUGAAGAGCUUCUCUUUCCAGGUGGAAGCCAAGGACAAUGGGUCCCCAGCUUUGAGUGCUGCCAUAACUGUGAAUGUUUACAUCUCAGACCAGAAUGACAACGCCCCGGCCAUCCUCUACCCCAGCAGCCAGAACGGCUCUGUGGCUGUCGAAGUUGUGCCCCGUCUGGCCGAUGAGGACUACCUGGUAACCAAAGUGGUGGCAGACGACGAGGACAAUGCCCAGAACGCUUGGCUCUCCUAUCACCUAACCUACUCCUCUGACUCCACCCUCUUCCACCUGUCACCCCACACCGGCGAGCUGCGGACCACGCGCUCCAUGCGCUCCACCGACUUCCUCAAGCACAAGGUGGUCGUGGUGGUGCAGGACCACGGGGAUCCGCCACUCUCCUCCACCCUGACGGUGGGCAUCCUGCUGGCCGACACCCUGCCCCAGGUGCUGCCUGACUUUGACGACAGCGGGCAGCCCCCGCCACUGCUCAACGCCACCAACAUCUACCUGAUCGCCUCCCUGGCCUGCGUCUCCUUCGUCUUCGCGGCGUUCCUCCUCUUUUUUGCCGCCGUGCGGCUCUGCCGCUGCCAGACUUGUGGCUGCUGUUGCCCAGAGCAUGAGGGUGGGAAGUAUUGCUACAGUGUGCACAUGCUGCCCAGCUCCCACCUCCCAGCGGAUAUGCUGGAGGUCACUGGCGUGGGUAAACUGACUCAUACCUACUUGUACAGGGCAGCUGUUGGUCUUGGGCCGAACAGCAACAUCCCGAACAGUGACGCUGGGAAUGCUCCCAGUGGCUCAAGGUUACAAGUGCCAGGACCCUGCAUCCAAGUACAGCAGGUCCAAAGUGAUCAGUUGAGUGCUGUCCUGGUGCAACCUGCCCAGAACCAGCAGUCUUAUGCCCACGCUCCAAGAAUUCAGUUGUGA
This is a messenger RNA of Indicator indicator, 2509 nucleotides long. Its product is annotated as protocadherin alpha-C1-like. Lineage: Eukaryota; Metazoa; Chordata; Aves; Piciformes; Indicatoridae. The transcript is spliced from 2 exons. Gene Ontology annotation, molecular function: calcium ion binding. Gene Ontology annotation, biological process: homophilic cell-cell adhesion. The coding region runs from base 53 to 2509 and encodes 818 amino acids. The record is from RefSeq and is a predicted model, not a curated record. Gene Ontology annotation, cellular component: plasma membrane.